UGAUGUGGCUCAAUAAAUAUACGGACUGGUUUGACCCUCUACGGUAGCCGUGGUUUUUGCGCUACGUCAUCUUCCGGCGACCAUUCACGUGUUGACAGCAACAGUAGGAGUGAGGUGUUUAAUCAGGUGUUCAACUCCUGCAGAACUUCAUCUCUCACCAAAGGAUUUCUGUCCAGCUGAUCAUCCUUCUCCUCCUCCUCUGUUCCGUCAGCCAUGAGUGACAUUGAUGACGACGUUCCUACUCUGUCCGCUCACACUCUGGCUGCCCUGCAGGAGUUUUACCACGAGACCAGGACCCGUCCUGAUCAGGAUAGGAUGGAGUCGGACCCGUUUGCUGUGGGAGCAGUGGAGGAGGAUUGGCGGAUGAGCCAGUUCUGGUACAAUGACGAGACGGCGGCACUGUUGGCAGAGGAGGUCGUCCGAGAAGCCGGAGAGGGAGGCAGGAUAGCAUGCGUGAGCGCGCCCAGUGUGUACCAGAAGCUGAAGCAGGGCGUGGUGGACGGGUCCGACAGGGUGUCGGCCUUCGUGUUGGAGUAUGACCGCCGCUUCGCCACCUACGCAGACGACUUCAUCUUCUACGACUACAACGAGCCGCUGUCCUUCCCCUCCAGCGUGGCUCCGCAGAGCUUCGACAUUGUCCUUGCAGACCCGCCUUACCUGUCUGAGGAGUGUCUGAGCAAAGUGGCCAAAACCAUCAAGUACCUGAGCAAAGGCAAAGUGCUGCUCUGCACAGGAGCCAUCAUGGAGAACGUUGCCAAAGAACUGCUGGACGUAAAAAUGUGCAGCUUUUUGCCCAAACACAACAGGAACUUGUCCAAUGAGUUCAGAUGUUUCAUCAACUAUCCUUCCAGCCUACUGUGGAGCUGAGGAUCCGAGCCUCAGGCCAUUCGCUCUUUGUUUCCAGGUGGAAGGUCCUGCCGUGGGUUGUUUUGGAGGGCAGGGAAACAGAGAAAGUGGACAUUUUUAGUACUCAUGAAAUCAGUUAAUGCAACCAUAAUCUGCAACUGCAAAUAAAUAAAGACAUUACUGUUUUUUUGUACUAUUUUAGGAAAAAAUGAAAUGCUUCCAACUUGUAUCGUGUAAAUUUGAUGCAUAUCUCAGCUGUCUUUGCUGUUCUUUCCCAUUGGAUCUACCUCAAAAGAGAAAUCUGAAAUAUGCACAUUUAACAAUUUCUUUUGUGUUCUUCACUAAAUUGAUUAUUGAAAAGGUGCAAAUUGCAAUGACAAAACCCAAGUUGUGGUAGUUUUUUAUUUAAGUCUUUCACAAAGAUCAGAAAACAGUAGUCACGAAAGGCAGCAUUUAUACGUUAGGAAUUGAAUCACUUUAUAUCUGAUAAAGUAUAGAAAAAAUUUUUUUCCAUUUAAAUAACAAGAUAAUUGUUCCCCAGUAUGCACGUCUCAGUCUGUGAAUGUCCUGAAUGUUUCUGUUUGAGAUGAAGAAUCAAAUGUAUUAAACACAUCUAAGGUAUAAUAUGACAAAAGCUAUAUAAAAGUUUCCAAGUAUUGAUACAUGAUAAGAAAUGAAAGAUUGUUUAACCAGACAAAGUUUUGAAAACAUGAAAACAUCUUGUAGAUAAUGUCUUACUAAGGUCUUCACACCCAAUGCCUUCUUGAUUUCUGAAGGAUUUUGUAGUAGUGGUAUCAGAGUAAAGGGGGGUGACCACAGAUGCA
Molecule: messenger RNA, 1670 nt
Organism: Girardinichthys multiradiatus
Lineage: Eukaryota; Metazoa; Chordata; Actinopteri; Cyprinodontiformes; Goodeidae
Gene: eef1akmt1
Product: EEF1A lysine methyltransferase 1
Exons: 5
Coding region: 214-867 (217 amino acids)
Biological process (GO): methylation
Molecular function (GO): protein-lysine N-methyltransferase activity; nucleic acid binding
Source: RefSeq, a predicted model, not a curated record